AUGUAUCGCGUGCUUGUAUUUUACAUAUUACAUGCGCUUGUAAAUGGUCAGGAAGAGAGUAUAGAUUAUUCUGGAAUCGCGAGCGAGGUGGAGAUGAAUAAAGACAAUAUUCUGGAGUUUUUGAACACCACUCGUGUUCGGGAUAUUUAUAAAGUGCAGUAUUUUAAGCUGCUGGAUAAACUUAUUGACAAUGAAAAAGAUAUGUUGGAAGAGUCUGAUGGGAGAAGAGGAGUGUCAUCAACACGUCGCAUCGUGUCAGGACGGAACACAUCCAUAGAAGCCGUGCCCUGGCAAGUGUCUCUCCGAGAGAAGACCUUCCCGAUCUGUGGAGGCUCUGUCAUCACCGACUUAUGGCUGCUUACAGCGGCCCACUGCUUGCUCAGGGCCAAAGCCAGUGACCUCAGCGUCCGCCUCGGCUCCUCCUUCAAGACGUUCGGCGGCGAGAUGUACGACGUGCAACACAGCUUCGUGCACCCUCAGUACGUGAUCAAGAGCAAGGUGAACGACGUGGGCAUGGUGCGACUGUACACCCCGCUGCGGUUCUCGGCCAGGGUACUGCCGAUACGGAUUAUAGGGAGGGAGAAGAGGCUGCUGUCCAAGCAGGCGGCCAUUGUCUCUGGGUGGGGGAAACUUAAGGAAGGUGGCGCCAGUGCGACAGUUCUCCAAUCAGUCACCUUGUCCACCAUCUCCAUGAAGCUGUGCAAGCGGUCUGGCCUGGACCGGAAGGCCAUUGACCCCGCCUCCAUGUUCUGCGCGGGCUCCUUCAGACAGAACACUCCUGAUGCUUGCCAGGGCGACAGCGGAGGCCCCAUAGUGAGCGAGGGGGUCCUGAUCGGCGUCGUGUCCUGGGGCCUCGGGUGCGCGCGCGGCAACUUCCCCGGGGUCUACGCGCGCCUAGCAUACCCUGUCAUAUACGACUGGAUCAUGGGGCAUCUGAACUCGUCUACUGACCCUUAUAAACCUGAACCCAAGCGAUGAAUGCAUUUUGA
This is a messenger RNA of Cydia amplana, 989 nucleotides long. RefSeq names its product trypsin beta-like. The transcript is spliced from 6 exons. Gene Ontology annotation, biological process: proteolysis. Bases 1 to 978 code for a protein of 325 amino acids. The record is from RefSeq and is a predicted model, not a curated record. Gene Ontology annotation, molecular function: serine-type endopeptidase activity. NCBI's taxonomy places the organism in Eukaryota, Metazoa, Arthropoda, Insecta, Lepidoptera, Tortricidae.